AUGAUUGAAAUAAGGAGAUCCAAAAGUAACACCUGAUUCAGGCGUAGUAUCUUCUAUGAGUAUAACCCUCUGGACAGUCUAAAUGCUCAGCAAGUUAUAGAUGAUCAUAAUCAGGAAGUACCUCAGCUUGAAAAUGACCUUACUGAUUACUACCAAAAGCAGUGGGGUGAUAGAGAGUGAAAUAUGUCCCAAUUGAUCAUGGGCAAGGCCUAUGAGCUCAAAAAGACUCAAGCAAGCAAGAUAAGAAGAGGUUGUAAUAUCUCCAAACAGCCCAGUAAUUCCCGCCUCCACCCUAAAACUUCCACUCCCAGUUCCCACAGCAAAGCCCGAACAAUCUCUACAAUCUCUCCUCUCCUCAAAGCCGGAGCAGGCCUCCUCCACAAACCAAUCCAGGUCUCCAACUUCUCCAAGGCCAAGGGUGACUUUACAGUAGAGAGGUGCCAUACUAUGGAGGAAGUCACUCCUGAAAAGAUAUGGGCUGGAGGGAUGAAGAAGGUGAAGAAGGUGAAGAAGAGGGUGACCCCCAGUAGAGUUCAGAAGAAAUAAAGAUAGGUUGGGAGACAAGAGCUUGAAGAAAGUGGCUAAGAAGAGCGGAGUGCUGUCUAAUUAUGUUCAAAAUCUUACUAGGCAACAGAUUAGUAGCUUUUAUUGUAAAAUUGUAUCUAAGAAUUCUAAAAAAUCGAAGUCCAAGAAAUCAGUAGUCAAGAAGAAGUCUAUCUCAAGAAGACUGAAAGGUGGUAGAAAUUCUCCGAAGUUGGCACCAACAGGGAAAAUGAGUUCUAUCACAAAGCCAUAUGCAGUGAACCAUACCUUUGAUCACACAGCUUCAGCAGUCUAUAAGGAAGCUCCAGUCAAUACUUGUAAGAUGAACCUACUGAAGAAUAUCUAUGCACUUAGGAAUAGAAAUCAGAUGUUAGACUUUGCAGGUAGCUCAUGUAAUCCAGUCAAGACUCACCAGAAGAUCUCUCAGAAGUCCCGUCAAAACUUUCUUAAUGCUUCUAAGAGGCUUGAUGCGCAUCUAAAGAACCAUGAAUGCUCUGAGUCUUCUACCAGAAACGUUCCAGUUCCUAAGGCUACUUACUCUUAUCUUUCAAAGCUUAAGAAGGCUCAUCAGCAAAACCUGUAAGUUGACUUCUA
Messenger RNA from Moneuplotes crassus, 1137 nucleotides. Lineage: Eukaryota; Ciliophora; Spirotrichea; Euplotida; Euplotidae. The record is from the annotation of a GenBank genome assembly.